GAUCAGCUGCUUCUGUCUGAUCCGGAUCGGCGCCUUCUGUCUGUCGGAUCCAACAUGGCGGCCUCCGCGGCUUCGCGUGAGCUGUUCACGGAGGGAGUCCGAGCGGUUCUCCACACCUGGCCGGUUCUACAGGUGUCGGUCCGUCUGCUGCAGCUGUUCUCUCAGUGGCAGCAGGGGGCGCUGCAGCCGCUCAAACACACCAUCAACACUCUGACACAGAACCAGAACCAGAGAGCAAAGGUCACGGCUCCGACCAGCCAGUCUGAUGACGACAGCGACGACGGAGCUCAGGGAAUGGAGUGUGAGGCGGCGGCUCCUCCGGUCAGCAGGUCGCAGCCUCGUGCUCCUCAGGACGAAGACGAGGACGGCUGGACGCUGGUGAGGAAGAGGAAGUGAAGAAGAGGAGCAGCUGAACUUUGACUCCAGGAAGAGACUUGAUGAGCUUCCUGUUGGAGGCGUCAGACGUCCAGACGGCCGGCGGUCGGACGUUCAGGGUGGAAACCAGCAGACUGUGUUGUUUUAUAUUAAACGUGUUUACAAACCGCUGUCAUGUCA
This is a messenger RNA of Stegastes partitus (bicolor damselfish), 555 nucleotides long. RefSeq names its product TSR2 ribosome maturation factor (gene tsr2). The record is from RefSeq and is a predicted model, not a curated record. The transcript is spliced from 3 exons. Lineage: Eukaryota; Metazoa; Chordata; Actinopteri; Pomacentridae. The coding region runs from base 55 to 396 and encodes 113 amino acids.